Carassius auratus (goldfish) is the source of this 5863-nucleotide messenger RNA. RefSeq names its product WT1 interacting protein (gene wtip). Gene Ontology annotation, molecular function: transcription corepressor activity. Gene Ontology annotation, biological process: negative regulation of hippo signaling; response to hypoxia; cytoskeleton organization. The transcript has 8 exons. The record is from RefSeq and is a predicted model, not a curated record. NCBI's taxonomy places the organism in Eukaryota, Metazoa, Chordata, Actinopteri, Cypriniformes, Cyprinidae. Bases 549 to 2510 code for a protein of 653 amino acids. Gene Ontology annotation, cellular component: adherens junction; nucleus; transcription regulator complex.
AUUCUGCUCCCCCUUGCUGAGCUGCUCUCUCUCUAUCAUUGUUUCGCUCCGGCAUUAACCACAUUCCAGAGCGCCGCAGCGCAGCCCGUCUCCCUCCGCGCAUUCCUCUCACACAAACGAGUCCCGGAUGAAUCGUUUGAUACGCGCAUACUCGUCCGUUUCCGCGCUCGGCAUCUUCUGUUGAUUAUUGCGGGAUCACCGAGGGGAAUUAUAUGCGAGUUGGAUUCGCUGGAAACGAGUUUGCGAGAUCAAUCACGUAAAAUCAAAGAGAGAAAAUUCCUCCGCGCAGCGCGCCAUUGACUGUAAAGACCUUUCAACUUUACAAAAACUGAAAUUGACAAACGUUCUCUUGUGUUGAAACUUUGUCACGACUAGUGCAUCGUCACAAAUCGACAGGGGGGAGCAUGCAUCGCGACGGAAUAACGGGGAAGGACUGAGUAAGCGCGAACAGGCAACGAUGGUUCGCCUGAGGCGGCGUUUUUCCGUGUAAAAUGCAGUUUGUGUUGUAGUUGACCAGCGUUCAGCGUCCCUCAACUCGCACGCGCGCCAUGGAUGAAUAUGAAGAUCCGGGACGCAGAGCGAGCAAACUUAUGGAAAACCUCUCUAUUUAUGACGUUUAUCAGGACGGGAUGUACGGGGAGACGAACCCCGACAUGGAGAAAUCUAAACGAAUGAACGGCAGCUCCUCCACGCCCGGGAACAAAGUCUACGGCGCGGCACCCGUGCGCUCCGUCAACGGGAACCGAGCCUCAGUGCCUCUGGAUUUCUGUUCUCCGCCAAGGGACGCGGUUUAUCCUGAUCCUGAUGCGUACUGCACCAAAUCUGAAGUUGCCUUGCCGUGUUACAGCGGCGCGUCCGAGCGUCUCCGGAGAUACACGCACGCGGAGGUGCAGGCGCACCGGUACAGCGCUGGAUGCGCCUACGACGCGCUCAUUCUGGGGAAACAAGUGCCCGGUCCGGGUGCGAGGAGCAACAGUUUAUGCGUGGCCAACCCUGAUGGCAGGUUCCCGGCCACGAGCCCCCGGUCCAGUUUGGCUUCGUCCCACUCGUCGCAAGACCAGAGCAAACACACCAGCCCGAGGUCGAGCAUCAGCAGCCCGCGGUCCAGCCUGGUGUCACCCGGACAGGAGAAGUACUGCGAGGGGAACAGCGUGAUCAGCCCCCGCUCGAGUUACGCCAGCACGGCCAGCGACACCAGCAAACACUCCAGCCCCCGAACCAGCCUCAACAGCUACGACUGCGGGAGCAAACCGAGCAGCAACCGAACCAGCGGCAUCAGCAUGGGCUACGACCAGCGGCACAUCAGCCCCAGAUCGAGCACCACGAGUCCGCGCUCCAGCUACUCCGACUCACGCUUCACGCCCGCUGGGAGCCACGAGCCGGAGAGCGGCGCGGUGCAUGGCGUCCCCGUGACCAGCCCCCGGUCCAGCAUCUGCUGUCAGGAAGCACGACCCGCCGUGGCGGCAAACUGCGUGGUCAGUCCCCGCUCGAGCAUCUCCAGCCACAGCUCCAGGAGCUCUCGGAGCUCCCGCGGAUCCAUGAGCGCGUAUCCCGAGCUCCAGCUCCCCAUGCUGGGACCCGGUUUGCCGGAGGACGCGCUGCUGCAGGACUUCCCGGAGCCAAACGGCCUCCACAACAACCGCGUCCACCUCCAAACCUUUCCCGUGCUGGAGGAGCCGCAGCAGCAGAACUCAGACAUCAAUAUCGCGUUUAACUACGGGAAGAUGUGCACCGGGGCGCAGCGCUUGAAGCUGCCGUACCAGGUCACUCCAUCCCGGGACAGCGGCCCCAGUCAGGCGGAGCGGCGCCUGGAGGCCCUCACCCUGGAGCUGGAGAAAGAGCUCGAAAUACACAUGAAAAAGGAAUAUUUUGGUAUCUGUGUAAAGUGUGGUAAAGGUGUGUAUGGAGCGAGUCAAGCGUGUCAGGCGAUGGGGAACCUGUAUCAUACGAACUGCUUCACCUGCUGCUCCUGCGGACGGAGGCUACGAGGAAAGGCUUUCUAUAAUGUUAAUGGAAAAGUUUACUGUGAGGAAGACUUCCUGUUUUCCGGGUUCCAGCAGACGGCAGAGAAAUGCUUUGUGUGCGGUCACCUCAUCAUGGAGAUGAUCCUGCAGGCUCUGGGUAAGUCGUAUCAUCCGGGCUGUUUCCGCUGUGUGGUUUGUAAAGAGGGUCUGGACGGUGUUCCUUUCACCGUGGAUGUGGAGAACAACAUCUACUGUGUGAAAGACUACCACACGGUUUUUGCUCCUAAAUGUGCCUCGUGUAACCAGCCCAUCCUCCCAGCGCAGGGUUCAGAAGAGACCAUACGGGUGGUGUCCAUGGACAAAGAUUAUCAUGUGGCAUGCUAUCACUGUGAGGAUUGCGGUCUGCAGUUGAAUGAUGAAGAGGGGCAUCGCUGUUACCCGCUGGAUGGGCACCUGCUGUGCCACCGAUGCCACCUGCACCGCUUAAAAACCCCUCUGCCGCCCCACCCUCCCCCGAGUUACCCGCUCCACGUCACUGAACUGUGAACACACUGAAUCACACUGAGCAGAGGAAUUAAAGACAAACAGUAAACAGGGGUUCGGUCGUGUCUGUCAACAUGUUUGGGGUUUAUUUGACCAACCGGGGAUGCUUUUAUUACUCUGACCCCUCAUCACGGUCUCCAGGAGUUUGGGCUCUGUUUGGGGUCUUCAGCACUGCCGCAGGGGAGCGGAGGGCGACCUGUGCCUGCUUUUACUCCAGCACUGAACACACAGACUGAGAUACGACUUGAUGUGCCUUCAUCAGAAAUCCUGCGUCGAACAGGCCGCUGCCUUCCAGACGCACCAUUUCUGUCUUGUGCCCAGCUGCCGGGGGUCUUUAAAGGGACAGGUCACCUAAAAUUAUAAUGAGCAUUUACUCACCUUCAUGUCAUUCUAAACACGUAUGAGCUCUUCAUCCGUGGAAGAAAUGUAGUCAAAAGGCAUUACAGAAGAAAAGAAACACUGUUUUUGCAUGCACAGCUCAGUUGUGAGAUUCUGGGCUUUUUUCUUUUUUGUCUUAAAAAAAAAUUAUUUUUUUUUAGACUAGCCUCUUAAAUAUACAUUUAAGUAUUUAUUUUAUUUCACUUUAGCUAUUUGCAACUGUAACAUUCAAUGCCAAUACAUUUUCUCCACUUUAGAAGUAUUUCCUAUAUAUAUAGUUAUUAAUAUAUAGUUAAUUUUUUCUGAUAGUAUUUUCUAAUUUAUUGAAAAAUAUACAAUCCAAAGACCCCUCUGUAGAAGAAUUUUUAACCAAUGUUCAUAUUUCUGUUCUUAAAAUGUAUGAAAAUGAAUGAAUAUCUAAUACUUAAUAAAACAAUUGUCUUGUUUUCAUUCAUGUAAAAAUAUCUAAAAAUUUUUUAAUCAAGAUACAUUUCCUUGAGAAGCAAAUUUACUUGUCUUGUUUUUUUAUUUUUUACCAUAUUUUGUUAGUUUUUGCUUAAAACAAGCAACAACUAAAAAUCCAGUGGGGUCAGAAAAAAAUCUUAAUUCAAAAGGGAAAACAAGAAUAUUUUUGACAGAUAUUUUUUCUCGUAAAAAAAAAAAAAACUCACUUAAUUUUAAAACAUUAUUCAGAAAACAAGACUUAAAUGUAUCUUGAUUUAAGGAUGUUUAGAUAUUUGUACUUACGUAUAAACGUAUAAAAAUAGUAAGAAAUAUUUUUUUUGCAGUGCAUCUUUAAACAUAAAAUUUCAUAAAACAAAAUGAUGCCCUUAAAAUAUACUAUGAUUAAUCAACUGAGGAAUGUAAUUUCCCUUAUCAGCCUGAAGUGUCUUGCCUUAAAUUGUCCAUAAUUUGUUCAUGUUUGGAACAACGUGAGGUUGAGUUAAUAAUAGUGUACUGUCCCUUUAAGAAUCACUUAAAAGGUGGCGAUGGUCCGAACACUGAUGCAUCACUGGAACACCGGUGGCUUUCCUGGACUAACAAAUGUUUAUUCAGCAGAGGUCUGACAUGAAUCUCUCUGGCUGGGGUCGGAGAAGAACGGGGCUGGAUCUGUGAAUGAACGUCAUGCUCUUUAGACACUGGUUUGUCUCUGGAUGAGGUGCCUUCCUGCCUUAUAUAUUCCUGAAUGUGGAGGAGACGCGCUGUGAUGUGUCUCAGGAGACUCUUAAGGGACUCUACAGGUGUGCAGGGGUCAAAGGUCAAGCCUGGAUGUGCUGGACUCAGCCAGGCCGGAGACCUGUGUUUGUGUGCGACACGUCGUCUAUAUGAAGCGGAACGCAACAGAACAUUUUGCACAUGUCAAAGUCGUGUAAACUAUGAAGUAACACACGCGGAAGUCUGGGAAUGUUGUAUUUGAGCGUCUUCUUUGUCUGGAUUCACAUGAACAUGUUUUGCUGGAAGCUUAUUGCAUUACUUCACACCUGUUAAGGACAUGAGUGGAAAAGAGAGUCUGCGUGUAGGUGUGUGUGUGUGUGUUCAUGUACAUUAGUGGCUGGGCCACUGUGUGUGUGUGCCUGUGUCAAAUACAGCAACCCCAGUGAGUAUUUAGACACUUGAAGAAAUAGUUCACCCAAAAAUGAACAUUUGCUGAAAAUGUGCUCACCCCGCAGGUCAUCCAAGAUUAGGAUGAGUUUGUUUCUACAUGAAAUGUAGCAUUGCAUCACUUGCUCUGCAGUGAAUGGGUGCCGUCAGAAUGAGAGCUGAUAAAAACAUCACAAUAAUCCACAGUACUCCAGUCCAGCAGUUAAUUUCUUGUGCAUCCAAAAGCUGCAUGUGUUUGUAAGAAACAAACCAAAUAUAUGAGUCCAUAAUACAUAACAAUGCUUCUUUCAGUGAAAAAGUGCAUCUCCUGUUGUCUCUCGCAUCAAAAUCCAGCCACAUAUUCAUUCAGAGCUGAUUAAACGGUGCUGGAUCUGCGCAGAUUUCUCUCCUGAUUCAGAGGAGUCUGCCUUUUCACUGGAGGAAGCUAUGCUUCGAUGGAUUUGUUUCAGUUUUGUCUUCUCCAGAUGUUAAAUGAUGGACUGGAGAGCUGUGGAUUACUGUGAUGUUUUUAUCAGCUGUUUGGACUCUCAUUCUGACGGCACCCAUCCACUGCAGAGACACUGAUGCAAUGGAAUAUGACUGAACUGUUGCUUUAAGCGUCUUAAAUGCUUCCUCUGUUCCACAGACGUCUGCUGUAAUACUACUGACAGAAACAGAAGACCUGAGAAGCUCAGACAGAGAGAGUUGUUUUCUAAAUCCGGUGUCUUCUUCUUGUAAAACUCAUGAAGACGUGUGUUUGCUGACUGAUUACUGUACCGGAAGCACAUAACGUCGCCCUGGCCUUGUUUUUGGAGAGGGAGUUUUCCUAGGAUUAAUGUACAGCAUCGGUGACAUGCCGUCGACUGCCAGAGAAAAUCUUUUUUUUACUCGUUUCUCACAGCUGAGGUAUUUUCUGUGGUAAUCGACAGUGUGAGUAUUAAAUAUUCUCUUCUCUAGACAGAUUAUUUCUCUUUAAACAGUUCAGUAACCUCAGACUAUUCCGCUUUAAGAUCAUUCCCACAAGUGUUAAGUAAUAUUUUUGUCCACGUUGUCUUAAUCCACUUUUUAAAUGUACUACUAUUGCAUAGCACAAUGCUAGAGUCCCUGUAAAUAAAGAGUGUAGAAUGUAUCAGAGAUUCAAUGAACGCUAGCCUUUCAUUCAGUUAGUUCUUAAAAAAUGCACAUCUUACGUUCUCUUGCAUCACUCUUUUAUUUUUUUUUUAUCCGACAAUGUUUUGGUUUCCUAGAUGUUUCAUAAAUAAAGAAAAAGCGAAGUAGAUUUAUUUAUCUAAACAUGAAAAGUUUAAAUUUAUUUAAUGUAUGAAGAGUCGGGACGUAUCAUUUAACCGUAGAUUUAUGUAAUCUGCUUUUUCAAUAAAGUGGUUUUUGUAGUUAAA